This is a messenger RNA of Colletotrichum spaethianum, 2970 nucleotides long. RefSeq names its product ATP-dependent DNA helicase srs2. Gene Ontology annotation, cellular component: nucleus. NCBI's taxonomy places the organism in Eukaryota, Fungi, Ascomycota, Sordariomycetes, Glomerellales, Glomerellaceae. Bases 1 to 2970 code for a protein of 989 amino acids. Gene Ontology annotation, biological process: recombinational repair. The transcript has a single exon. The record is from RefSeq and is a predicted model, not a curated record. Gene Ontology annotation, molecular function: 3'-5' DNA helicase activity; ATP binding; DNA binding.
AUGAACUCGUCUAGCUCGGCUCCUGGCCCAGCCGAAUCUAUCCUGGCAACCCUGAACACAGCACAAUGCCGAGCCGUCACAUCAAAGUCUUCUACAGUAGCCAUUCUGGCCGGUCCAGGGAGUGGCAAGACGCAUACUCUGGCUUCCCGCGUCGUCUGGCUUGUGGACAAUGUUGGCUAUGCCCCCACCGACAUUAUUGUCGCCACCUUCACGGUCAAGGCCGCACGGGAGAUGAAGGAACGCAUUGCUAAGGCCCUUGGAGAUGACCGUGGGAAGAAGAUUGUCCUCGGCACAUUUCACAGCAUCGCCCGCCGCUAUCUUGCAGCUUAUGGGAAACGCAUCGGACUAGACGAAAAAUUCGCCAUUGCGGACGAUGCAGAUUCCAGGUCCAUUAUCCAGAGGAUAUGCAAGCGAUUCCAGCUCUCGGUGGAUCCUCCGGUUGCAAGAUCAUGGAUCAGCAAGAAAAAGGCAAAAGGCGACAACCAGACGCCGCAAAAGCGGAACGGCAAGGAGGUUCCACAAAGCCGCGAUCUCGAAACUUGCUUUCGAGAGUAUCAGAGCCACCUCGAGCGGUCAAACCUGCUGGACUAUGACGACCUGUUGACUCGGUGUGCGGAGCUGUUGCGGAAGCAUCCGUCAUGUGUUGCCAACGUCCAGGCCGUGCUUAUCGACGAGUACCAAGACACCAACGGCAUUCAGUAUGAGCUCAUGAGGCUGUUCGCGCAGGCAAAGGAGAGGAUUACCAUCGUCGGAGACCCUGAUCAGAGCAUCUACGGCUGGCGAUCCGCCGAGAUCAAAAACCUCUAUCGUCUUCUCAAAGACUACCCGGACACUGACGAGAUUUCCCUCGAGGAAAAUUACCGCUCGUCGCAAGCGAUCCUAGACGUAUCGUUGAAGGUUAUCCAGCAAGACAAGAAACGGUACCAGAAGUUGCUGCUUCCUAUACACAAUAAAGGCACCCGGCCAGUCUUGCGCCGCCUCAAGUCUUCCGCCGUCGAGGCUGAAUGGGUCGUGUCGGAGAUCAAGAGGACGCUGUUGAUGGCGGGUAAGAUGCUUACCCAUGAUGAUGUGGCAAUCCUCCUGCGAUCAGCAUCCCUCUCCAGACACGUCGAAUCGGCCCUUGGCAAGGCUGGAAUGGCGUAUCGAAUGGUUGGUGGGUUCAAGUUCUACGAACGCGCAGAGGUCAAGGUGAUCCUCGACUAUCUGCGUGUCAUUCACCAACCAGACAACAACGAUGCAGUGGCUCGCAUCAUCAACGUGCCUCGCCGCGGCAUCGGAGACACGACCAUCAAGUCCCUUCUUGAGGAAGCUGAAAGCUCCAAGUUGAGCGUCUGGGUAUUGCUGAACAAGCAUUGCCGAGGGGAACGACAAGCAAAGACAAACAUCAAAAAGGCCAUGGAGCAGAAGAUCAGCGGAGAGCUGCUCCGGUUGGUAUCGGGAGUCAGGAGGAAAAUCCAAGAGCCCCCUACCGGGAGCCCGUAUUAUCACUUAGUUGAUCUCAUCGAAAAUCUGCUCUCGCAACUCAACUUCCAGAAGUAUCUCCAAGAGAACUAUCCGGAGGAGCACGAGGCACGAUGGGCCAAUGUCCAGGAGUUUAUCAGUCUGGCUGGAGACUUCAUGCGGGACCUGAGCGCAACAGCGGAUGAAGAUCGUCUCCCGGAGAUCGAUGGAGUCCAACAGGUGCAAGAGAACGACGCCCUUGGCCGGUUCUUGGCCAAUGUCUCUUUGGCGUCGGAUGCCCAGCAAAAAGGCGAUGCGGAUAACAAGCCGAUGGUGACCAUCUCGACCAUCCACGCAGCCAAGGGCCUGGAAUGGCCGGUCGUCUUCGUCCCUGCCGUGUAUAAUGGAUCUAUCCCGCACAUGAGGUCCGAGGAUCUCGACGAAGAGCGCCGGCUUCUUUACGUGGCCAUGACGCGGGCCCAGUCGCUUCUCUACCUCAGCUGCCCAAUGUACAGUUCUCAGAACGGAGGAAAUGGGGGCGAGCGUACGGAGUUGUCGAAGUUUAUUCCAUCAGAGAUUCACCCGUACUUUAGAAAACGCGGCCCAUCUUUCGAGCCUGGGAUCUUGCAAGAAAUCGGACGCAUACUGCGACGAGAGUCUGAGGUGCCGUCGCAAGACAAAGUCUUCAAAGACAUGCCGCUCCUGGAACGGCCUGAGGACAACUUGUACCCUGAGGAUCCAGAGGACUCUUUCGGCGAAGCCGAUGCUGGUGGCAGAAAUAGGCAAUGGCAACGGCGUCCGCGGCCGCAGGCAAUGCCGGUAUCAGAAGACAGUGAUUCCCAGCCAGCGUCGACAUGGCAUACUUCUACGACGAUGGAUGGUGCUUCCAGCUUCACGCUGCCUGGCUUCACAACCGCAAGCGCAGCUCAGGCAAUGCUUGCCGCUGCGAAGGAUAUGGCAACAUCGGCCCAGCGUAGCGACUCGGGUCCUCAAAAAUCGACUGGGCCUCGAAGGGGAACGACGAAGCGACCGGCGGAUCAGCAGAGUCUUCUGGGCUUCGUCAAGAGAUCCAGGUCCGACAUGUCAGACGCAGCCGGCUCAGCGGUAAACCGUUCGUUUACUUCUCAGUCACGGCCGGUUUUCCAAGGGCUGCCCGAACUUCCGAACCCGCACCGGGCGCAACAGCCUGCCUCAGCCAUCGAGCCGAGCCUUAGCGGGCACAGGCUCGGAGUAAGCAAGCUGCCCGCCAAGCCGGCGAGGCCAGUGGUUGAAGGCACCGUGGGGCCGAAGAAACAUUAUGCAAACUUCUCGAGUUCACCUCCUCGGCCAACGUCACCUGAAAAGGAGAACCAAAACACGGACCAGCCGCCGCCGAUCCGAGAACGGCCGGCUAGCUGUUUGCAUGCGACCACGACGACGAACGGUUUUGGAGGGUUCAAACGACCUGCGGCAUUGAAGAAGGAAGGGGGCAUUGCGCCGAUAGACCGGCUGAGGAAACCCUUCAAGCCGCUCACGAUUAACAGGUCAUGA